AUGGAAGUCAACGAUCCUGUGCCAAAAACUGGGGUGAACACGUCCAGGGCAAUAGAAGUGUUGACUGAGCUUUGCGACUCGUUUGACGCUGGUCUUAUAUCUGGCGAUUCUUGCAAUCGCCUGUGCUAUAAUAGAAAUUGGAAAAUCAACGAUUAUUAUGAGGGAAAUAAGGUUGUUCUGGUCAUGAAGGAUGGCGGACAGACGGCAGUCUUCAAAAGCAUUCACCCAUCCAUGAAUGACUUCCCUCGAGUAAACAAACAGCUAUCGUAUGACGAGUUUUCGGACAAGGUUCUUGCCCUGGUCAACGACGAGUUACGAUUGGGUUGGCCACGACACUACAAGAAACAUCUAAUGGAAACACUUUGGCCAACUCUGCGGAGAACCCCUGGAGAGUCGAUGAAUGCAGCUGAUCAGGCUUCCCUAUGGGCCCUACUUCAGCAGCCUGAGUUCAUUUUGUUCCGAGUGUUGCCAUUAACGAGGGUUACUCCAAAGAUUAUUGGCACAUGUGGCCAGUUCUACUCCACUGAAGUGCUUGUUGCGUUCCGCAUGAAGGGCUACUAUAUGAAUCUCAAGGGUAAAAUUCUUGUGCACAUAAUGGGCACGUUGAAGUUGUUCUACGAGUUUCUCAACGAGCCGCUUCAAUGGUGUGACGUUCGCUUCGACAAUCUGGGACUUUCUGCUGAUUAUCCGAAGCGAUUUGUGCUGAUGGAUGGAGACAUGGUAUAUACUGAGUCUCGACUCCGGGCUGCACUUCAAGGACGUUCUUGUACGACCGACGCCGAUUGCACGAUUGGAGACUGCAAGGCAAGGUGCACGGCAGACCUGACAUGCUCCGAUCGGACCGAUUCCAACCUCGAGGUAGAUUUUGUCUUCUUUUUUGGAGACCUUGUUCACGUUCUGGAUACCCAUGAACGGUUGAGACUCGUUAAACAGCUUAAUAGUGCGUACAUAAUAAAAUGGUGGGGCAUUAAUGUGCAGUGUUUAUAA
This is a messenger RNA of Cooperia oncophora, 987 nucleotides long. The record is from the annotation of a GenBank genome assembly. Lineage: Eukaryota; Metazoa; Nematoda; Chromadorea; Rhabditida; Trichostrongylidae.